This is a messenger RNA of Salvia hispanica, 1924 nucleotides long. RefSeq names its product terpineol synthase, chloroplastic-like. Gene Ontology annotation, molecular function: magnesium ion binding; terpene synthase activity. The record is from RefSeq and is a predicted model, not a curated record. Gene Ontology annotation, biological process: diterpenoid biosynthetic process. Lineage: Eukaryota; Viridiplantae; Streptophyta; Magnoliopsida; Lamiales; Lamiaceae.
AAGAAAGAAAAUCAUCUUAAUUCACCAAAAUGGUUAAUUUAUCCAUGCAUAUAUCUCUUCCAAUUCCUCACAAGCCAGCCCACACCACCUUCCACGGCGGAGCUACAACUACGUUGUAUACCCGGCCGAGGAGCUCCUCCACCCGUUGCAAUGCUAUGCCUUCCGCUCAGACGACGACUGUCCCAGUCCCUACUCGACGAUCUGCAAACUACAAACCUUCCUUUUGGGAUUUCAACUAUAUUCAGUCGCUCACCACCCAAUAUACGGAAGAGAGACAUUCGAAGCGAGUUGCUGAGCUGAUUGCGCGAGCGAAGAUGUUGUUGCUGCACCAAGAAAUGGAAGGUGAUCGACGACUGGAGUUGAUUGAUGAUCUGCAGAGGCUCGCUAUAUCUCAUCACUUCGAACAAGAAAUCACUCAAAUCUUGAGUUCUAUUUAUCAUGACGAUACAACGGAAAGGGAUUUGUACUCAACAUCUCUUCAAUUCAGACUACUUAGAGAGCAUGGUUUUCGAGUUUCUCAAGAUGUGUUUGAUUGUUUCAAGAAUGAGAAUGGCGAUUUCAAAACGAGCCUUUGUGAUGAUAAGAGAGGAAUGUUGCAAUUGUAUGAAGCUUCUUUCCUACUUACACAUGGGGAAGAAACCUUGGAGUUGGCCAAUGUAUUUGCCACCAAACAUCUGCAGAAAAUUGGUGAUGAAGGAGAUGAUGAUCAUAAUCUUUUAGAAAUGGUUCGAUAUGCUCUGGAUCUCCCAAUCCAUUGGAGAACUCAAAGGCCGAAUGCAAGAUGGUUUAUUGAAGCCUAUGGGAGAAGAUCCGAAAUGAAUCCAACAAUUCUUGAGCUGGCAAAGUUGGAAUUCAACAUUACUCAAUCAAUGCAUCAACAAGAACUCAAACUCAUCUCCAGAUGGUGGAAGCAAACAAGACUAAGUGAAAAGCUACCAUUUGCAAGAGAUAGAAUAGUGGAGUGUUAUUUGUGGACUUUAGUUGGUGGACUCUCACAACCUCAAUAUGGAUAUUCAAGGAUCAUGGCCACCAAAGCAAACAUCUUAAUUACACUAAUCGAUGAUAUAUUCGAUGUCUAUGCUACCUUGGAUGAACUACACCUCUUCAAUGAUGUUAUUCACAGAUGGGAUCUAGAAGCAGUGAAUCAACUCCCCAACUAUAUGCAAAUUUGCUUUCUCACACUCAACAACUUCAUAAAUGAGAUGGCAUGCGAUGUUCUCAAAGAACAAGACAUUCUCAUCAUUAAAUAUUUGAGAAAAUCAUGGCAAGAUUUAUGCAAAUCAUUCAUGCAAGAGGCUCAGUGGCACGCGCAAGGAUACACACCAACACUAGAUAAAUAUAUCAACAACGGAUGGAUUUCGAGCUCAGUGCCUGUGAUAUUGUCACACGCAUUCUUUCUCGUCACAACUCCAAUACAGAAAACCACUGUCGAUAGUUUGUACCAAUAUCACGACUUAGUUCGAUGUCCAGCAGUGAUUUUGAGACUUGCAAAUGACCUUGCAACAUCACCGAAUGAGAUGGAAAGAGGUGAUGUGGCAGAAUCGAUUCAAUGCUACAUGAAGGAAUCGGGAGCUUCAGUUGAAGAGGCUCGUGAACACGCAAGAUUUUUAAUAUGGAAUAGCUGGAAAAGGAUGAAUGAAGAAAGAGUUGGAGAUUCUCAUUUUUCGAAAGAAUUCAUAAAAAAGGCUGUUGAUCUUGGUAGAAUGGCACAAUACAUGUACCAACUUGGAGACGGCCAUGGAAUUCAGAACACUCAUAUUAAGGAGCGAAUUUCGAGUUUGUUCUUUAAAUCUAUUGUUUAGAAGUCGAACAUGUUUGAUUUUUUAAAAGCCAUUCCAAUAUGUAUUCAAGUAAAAUUACACAAAUGUAUCUGUUCAUAUCGUUGGUUCUACAAAAAGGUUUCAAUUUGAGUAUUUUUUGUUUA